GUCUUUGUUGCGCGCCCGGCGCGGCCCACGCGGCGAGCAACCCUUUGCGCGGGCGCACGGCAUGCGUCACCGGCGCCAGCCGAGGGAUCGGGAAGGGCAUCGCCAUAGCCUUGGGCGAGCUCGGCGCCAGAGUCUUCGUGACAGGACGCCGGAAGCAGGCCAUCGAAAGCACGGCAGAUCUGGUGACACGCGCAGGGGGCACGGGGGUGCCACUGCUUUGCGACCAUGGUGUGGAUGAGGAGGUGCAGGCGGUCUUCGACCAGAUUGGCUUGCAGAGUGGUGGGAAAUUAGACAUCCUUGUGAACAAUGCCUUUCAGGACCCGGCGCAGAAAGAUCCCAAGAGUGAUGAACUCCUGAGCAAGGGAGCGAAAUUCUACGAGCUGCCUUUGAGAGUUUGGGAUGAUGUGCACCGAGUUGGGCUGCGCUCCCACUACGUGGCCUCAUACUACGCCGCGCCUUUGCUGCUGUCGGCAGCCAAAGAUGAGAGCGGUCUACGUCCUUUGCUUUGUGUUACCUCUGCGCCAGCAGCGGUGACAUAUUACUAUGCAACUGCCUAUGGCGUGUCGAAGGCUGCCAGCGACCGACUGGUGCGUGAUCUGCAGGUGGAGCUGGGCCCUCAAGGCAUCGAUUGCGUGAGUAUUUGGCCGGGGGUCGUCUACACCGAGUUCGUCCAGUCCCUGUAUGAGAAGGGCGACACUGAGCGCAUCAACCGCGUGACUGGCGGUCGUGACCCCAACGUGGUUUGCGAGAGCCCGCUACUCACGGGCCGCGUCAUUGGGCGCCUGGCAGAGGACCUCGAUGCACGGAAGAGCGCGCUGAGCCGCAUGGCCGACGAGAUUGGACAGCUAUGUCAAACACAUGGUGAAAGGGAUGGCCUCCAACCUAGCAACGGUCUCCAACCUAGAAGCGAUGGCGUCCAACCUACUAGAGGGACGGUAGAAUGA
This is a messenger RNA of Durusdinium trenchii, 944 nucleotides long. The record is from the annotation of a GenBank genome assembly. NCBI's taxonomy places the organism in Eukaryota, Dinophyceae, Suessiales, Symbiodiniaceae.